AUGGGUGAUAGGACGCUCUCGUAUCACGACACCAUCCUUGCAGUAGAAGUGCUCCUUGAGCCAUAUUUAAGGGCUCAACGAGAUGGUGGAUCCCUUCAACGCAUCAGCUUCGACCGCAAUGGCUUCCUCUACGUCGAAACUUACACUCUCCCUGCUGUCCGGGCGGCCAACUCCUUCGCAGGGUCAAACCUGUACUACGCAGCAGGUUUGUACGACGAUGACAGAACCACCCUGCUUAAGGGACUGCAAAGCGCCGGAAUGAAAGUAUUGCGAGUAUGGAUCGGUGGUCAGUCUAGCGACCAGAAGGGUACUCACGUCAACCCCUUCAACGAUCUCGAACCCAACACUCCCUGCAACGGAGACACCUCUUGCUACGACGACACGGUUCUUAACAGACUGGAUGACUUCAUGGUUGCGGCCAACUCUUACGGCAUCAAGCUUCUGAUCACUAUGCAUAGCUACAACGCUUUGUCUAGUAACGACGCCUACGGCAAGUGGUACGGCAUUGGGGAUUUCUACACGAAUAGCGAUGCACAAACCUCCUUCGACGCUCGCCUCGUGCAUAUCCUGAACCACGUGCACACGUCGCUCAAUAAGCCUUGGAAAGAGUUGAGUGACUAUGUCUUCGCUUUCGAGGCUGAGAACGAAGCCAUGAUUGGGGAUGGCGCGUCAUUCAUCGAGGCUCACACUGCAUGGCAGUGCGACCGUGCUGGGACGAUCAAGGGCCAACUCGGCGACAACAGUGGGAUUCUUGUGACGAAUGGAGGAGAGUCGUAUUUGUCUGAGUCAGUCCAGUCUGCUUGGCUGUCCUGCGAUGCUCUGGAUGUCAUCUCCAUCCACGCCUACGGUACUGGGGAUCUCGCCACCUCCGCCCUGAAACCCUAUGUCCAGCAAGCGCAAUCCGCCGGCAAGAAACUGAUCUUGGAAGAAUGGGGCGCAUGCUACUUCGACACUUCCAACAACAACUGCCCUACCGGAGAUGCCCUAUCACCGACACGCGUAACGCAAAUUGACAACGCGGGGCUUCCUUGGUUGUAUUGGCAGGUCCUUCCCAAUGCUGAUCCUCAUUCAUCGUACGACUACGAGAUCGGCUUGAGCGACCCGUCCUGGGGUGCUCUCAAGCAGGCUGCUCAAGCGGCCGCACAGGCCACGGCUGCUUUCGAUUUCUCGGCUUACCUUCUUUGAAGUCGUGACAGAGUUCUUGUCUUCCCUUUGCAUUUUUCCUAUGUUUGUUGACGCACCGCUGGAAUAAUGAGAUUAUCCUGACUAUCG
Fomitopsis serialis is the source of this 1272-nucleotide messenger RNA. RefSeq names its product glycoside hydrolase. The transcript is spliced from 12 exons. Gene Ontology annotation, molecular function: hydrolase activity, hydrolyzing O-glycosyl compounds. The record is from RefSeq and is a predicted model, not a curated record. The coding region runs from base 1 to 1185 and encodes 394 amino acids. NCBI's taxonomy places the organism in Eukaryota, Fungi, Basidiomycota, Agaricomycetes, Polyporales, Fomitopsidaceae.